This is a messenger RNA of Nannochloropsis gaditana CCMP526, 1339 nucleotides long. Its product is annotated as di-n-acetylchitobiase. The coding region runs from base 14 to 1339 and encodes 441 amino acids. The transcript is spliced from 2 exons. Gene Ontology annotation, biological process: carbohydrate metabolic process; chitin catabolic process. Gene Ontology annotation, cellular component: extracellular region. The record is from RefSeq and is a predicted model, not a curated record. Gene Ontology annotation, molecular function: chitinase activity; chitin binding.
AAAACGUAUAGGGAUGUUCUUCGGCUGCGUAAAGAAGCGGAUCGUCGUAAGCCUUUUCUCUUUCCUGCUUUUUUGCUGCCUAUACGCGUUUCGGGCUGAGACUCAGGUGCGGGUGCCGGGCUGCCCGUGUAGCAAUAUCACUCUAUGCCAACCCAUUCAAGGCCAGCGGGCGAAAGAAGUGUUUGGUUUCCGUAACAGGGGCAGUAAUGACAGCAGGUUCGAGGGAUAUGACUGGAAUGUGGUAACUACAGUUGCCUGGAACCCGUCGCCCCAACUCAUGUGCGUAGCCCACGCCCAUGGUGCCAGAGUGGUCAUGGCCGCCCCCGAGCCAUUGCCCAUCUUGGCCGGCGACGACGCCACCGCCCGGGCCGUUUGGAUCGCAACGACCGUAACGGAAAUUCAAACCCAGUUCCUGGACGGCAUCGUGUUCGAUUUCGAAGCACCCUUGCUCCCAACAGAUCCUGCCAAUUCCAAGUACGUGUCCUUGGUGGCCGAGACCCGCGCGGCUUUGCACGCCAGGAUACCCGGAUCUCAAGUGUCCGUGUGCCUUGCCUGGAGCCCGCAUGGGGUCGAUGGGAGGUACUACGACAACAUAGGGUUGAUCGAGGCGGCGGACCUGGGCUACAUCAUGGGCUACGAUACGCGUUCUCAGGUAAUGGCCCAAUGUGUGGCCAGCGCCAAUGCGGCGUUGCCGGCCUUGGCGUGGGGGCUCCGCGAAUACAUGACCCUGGGGGCGGAUCCUCAAAAAUUGGUUCUGGGCGUGCCCUGGUACGGCUACGAUUAUCGGUGCAUCCCGCAAGGGAAGCAGGGGGAGGAUGGAUCAGGGCGGGGGGAAAGGGGAAGGGAGGGAGGCGCGGAGGGCGGGGGGCAGGGCGAGGGGGAGGACGGUCGCGUGGACCCCACGACUGUGACGUGCGCGAUAGAACUGGUUCCUUUCCGCGGCGUAGGCUGCUCGGAUGCUGCCGGGAAGCAAGUGCCGUACAGCACGAUUCAGGCCCGCUUAACGGCGGGGGAGACAAGCACGGGCCGACGGUGGGACGGGUACAUGCAGACGCCGUUUUACAAUUAUGUGGACCUGGGGGACGGCAGCGUGCACCAAGUGCAUUACGACGACUCGGAAUCGUUGCGCGUCAAGUAUGACCUGGCCAGGCAGCUGGGCUUGCGGGGGGUAGGUCCCUACACGUUUGAUGAUGUUUGGGAGGAAGGGGAGGGGGGGAGGGAGGGGGCCGACGCGAUGUGGGCGGUUUUGAGGAUGUACGUGGAAGGGGAUACUGCGACUGGAGAGGCAGAGAUUGGACGGAAAUGGAAGGAAGGGGUGGAUGAGGUGGGAACAAGGUAA